AGGUAAAGAUGGCUACUUUGGGCGAUAUUUUCAAAAUUAAAAAUAAUAUUGCAAGCAGUAAAUUAAAGGCAGUCAAGGCCUUACAUUGGGUAGCGUACGGCAAAGAAGCAGAACCUCGCAGGACGCGCAAGGGGUUGCGUGAAUUUUCUGGUUUCAAACUAGAUAAAAAUUCAGAAGAAUAUUUAGAAAGGGUUAGUGAAGUCAGAGAAAGGGUUGAGCCGGCUGAUUUAAUAUCAAUUUGUCACAUACUCGACUUGAAUGAUGAAGGUGGUACUGAAACAUUGGUGGAUCGCGUUUGUUCCUUUUUAAAUGACUUAAGGGUGGGAGGUAAGGAAACAGAUGAGGAAGAAAACAGUGAGGAAGAGGAAGAGGAAGAAGCCGAAGAAGAAGCUGAUGAGAAGGAAACAAUUGAUACAUUUAAUGAAAAUCGGGAAAAACUCCGAGAAGAAUCUAAGAGACAAAUUCAAAAAGUACAGGAUGAGAAUACAAAAAGAUAUAAUCUGAGAAGAAAACCAAAAUUGUAUAAAAAAGGGGAUCUUGUGGCUAUCAAGCGCACACAAUUCGGUCCGAGACUUAAACUUUAUCCAAAAUAUUUAGCGUCAUAUGAAAUAAUAAAGGACAAGUCUAACGAAAGGUAUGAUGUACUAAAAGUGGGUCAUCACGAAGGGCUAAUGCGCACUACCACCUGCGCCGAAUACUUCAAACCGUGGGUUGAAAAUCAGUCCGAAUCCGAGUCAGAUUAG
Messenger RNA from Agrilus planipennis (emerald ash borer), 743 nucleotides. RefSeq lists its product as uncharacterized. The transcript is spliced from 2 exons. The record is from RefSeq and is a predicted model, not a curated record. The coding region runs from base 9 to 743 and encodes 244 amino acids. NCBI's taxonomy places the organism in Eukaryota, Metazoa, Arthropoda, Insecta, Coleoptera, Buprestidae.